GACAACCCAAAAAAUAUUGAGGUUCCACGGAAGGUUGAAAAGAACCAGUUUGUGAAAGAUACGGAUGAGAAAGAGGAAGUAAUUAUCACUAUCAAAAAUGAAAAUGAAAUCUUCAUUCAAAGACCUCUCGCCAUCAAUAAUUUAGCCGACAACCUCCAAAGCCAACAAACCAUCACUAACUUACAAGAGGAACGGGAUAAUCUAACUAGUCGCCUUACCCAAUUAAACCAAUUAUUAAAAGGGAGUGCUAUUAUCUUUGGUAAGCAACAGAACUACAUUAAUCAAUUAACUCACCAAUUACAACAAGAACAAAAUAAUAUUACUAAUUCAACUGAAUAUAAUGCUAACUUACGACAGGAUUUACUGACCUUAGCCCACACCAGAAAAGAAUUGCAAAACACAGCUUUUUAUACGGAGGAUACUCCGGCGGUGAAUGUCCUAAUUGAAGAGGUUAGGAAACUAUUUUUAACCAAAGGACGAAUGGAAAAUGAGCGGGAUGAUUAUCGUGAUAAAUGGGAUAAUUCCUUAGAAGAGUUAAAACAAAAGAAAGAAAUAAUAGAUGGAUUUGAAAGAGAAAGGGAAAGAUUAGAGAAUGAAAGAGAACAAUUAAAUAAUGUCUUACAAAAUCAAUUAAAUAAUUUAGGUGAUUAUAUACGAAAUUAA
Messenger RNA from Ambispora leptoticha, 663 nucleotides. The record is from the annotation of a GenBank genome assembly. Lineage: Eukaryota; Fungi; Glomeromycota; Glomeromycetes; Archaeosporales; Ambisporaceae.